Antechinus flavipes (yellow-footed antechinus) is the source of this 1635-nucleotide messenger RNA. RefSeq names its product ependymin related 1 (gene EPDR1). Gene Ontology annotation, cellular component: extracellular region; lysosome. The record is from RefSeq and is a predicted model, not a curated record. Gene Ontology annotation, molecular function: calcium ion binding. Gene Ontology annotation, biological process: cell-matrix adhesion. NCBI's taxonomy places the organism in Eukaryota, Metazoa, Chordata, Mammalia, Dasyuromorphia, Dasyuridae. The transcript is spliced from 3 exons. The coding region runs from base 346 to 972 and encodes 208 amino acids.
GGGAAGGAAGCCGCAGUCGCAGCCGGAGUCGGAGCGGGAGGGAGCCAGCUGCGAGCUCCCUGCCCGCCGCGUCCUCCAGCCAGCUCCCUGCGCACGGGGAAGCCGGACCGGGGGCGCGGCCCUCUCCCCACGCGCCUAGACCUCCGUCCCUCCCUCCCCCGGCAAGUGCACCGACGGGCUAGGGGAGGGAGGGGACGGCGGGGUCGGAGCCACUGCCCUUUGCUGCGCUUCCUCCCCCUGCUCUUUGCUGCCCUGCGCUGCCCUGCCCUCUGCCCUGCCCCGUCCCCGCCGCUCUGCUCCCGGCCGCGCCUCGCCACCUGCGCCGUCCCGGCGGCACAGAGAGGGAUGCUUGGUGCGUUCCUGGUGGCUUGGCUCCUGGGUGGUCUCUGCAGCCCGGAGCUGGCUGUUGGGGUCCCCGGGCCGCCAUGCCAAGCUCCGCAGCAGUGGGAAGGACGGCAGGUGCGCUACGACCACAGCAGCGGCCGCAACACCCGGGCCCUGCUCUCCUACGAUGGCCUCCAGAAGCGCGUCCGUCUCCUGGAGGAGAAGAAGGCUCUCAUCCCCUGCAAGAAGUUCUUUGAAUAUAUUUUCCUCUAUCAAGAUGCAGUGAUGUUUCAGAUUGACCAGGCCACCAAGCUGUGCUCUAAGAUUGCUUUGACUGACCAAUGGGAUCCUCUGGAUAUCCCCCAAAACUCAACUUAUGAAGACCAGUAUUACAUCGGGGGCCCUCAGGACCAGAUCAUGGUACAGGAAUGGUCAGACAGGAAGCCAGCUCGGAAAUUUGAAACAUGGGUUGGCAUCUAUACUGUCAAGGAUUGUUACCCAGUCCAGGAAACCUACACCAGGAAUUACAGCGUCACGUUCUCUACUCGGUUCUUUGAUAUCCAGCUUGGCAUUCACGACCCCUCUGUUUUCACUCCACCGAGCACUUGCGAGAGAGCCCAGACAAGGAUGAUGAGCGAUGCCUGCUGACUGCUGCUCACAGGCUGAAAAAUCACAGUAACUACUGACCUAUUGACAAAACUACUCACAUACACUGAAUUGAUUGUGGCUCUUUAGGCUAGCCAAGCUUAAUGGGAUAGCAAAUCUUACUGUUGCUUGUAUAAAUGCCAUCAGGUAAAUGGUGCCCGCUGCUGCUUUGUUUUUCCUAUUUAAGACUCUAACUGUGUUUCCACAGGUAAACUGAAAUAAAAGGGGAGUAAUUAUGCAGGUAUGCAUGAUCAGAAAAAAAAACCAUUCUGGCUAAUUUCAGUUACAAACCACCUGGUUUUGGCUGGAAUUACCUAGAUCAUUCAGCUUAUUUUCAGUUUUCUUUUUCUGGUCAGACCUGGUUUAGUUGAUGUGCUUACUGGCUGUUCCUAGAAGUUUCCAAAUAACAUCUUCUAAAAUAGAAAACAUGUUUGAUCUUGUGAUGACUAUUCUGUUAAAAUGUGCUUGAUUUUUCAGACUAAAGAGAGAGAGAGAAACCAGUUAUCUUGACUCACACAACAGAUCGCUAGCCUGUCUUGUAUACAAAUUGAUGGUAAUGGGUUUGCCCAAGAGUUCUGUUGAAUAGCUAAAUGGGAAAUGGAACAUGGCAUGUCCCAAACAUCUCAUUUCAUUAUCAUCAAAACCAUUAAAUACAUUACAUGCUCA